UACACUUGCUUUAUUGAUUGGUCCCUGUGUUUAGAAGGGUAGUUCAUUGGAGUUGAAAUAAAUGUAUGCAAUUCACAGACCUUAACGCUCUGGCGAAUAACCUGUAUCAUAGUCUAUUGAUACAUGGAUUACAGUCGUCCGAAUUUAAGAUGUCUAUAACUAUAGUAAGAAAAUAUUUGAGCAUACAGGCGUUAGUGUUUCUAAUAGCAACCACCACAUUUAUAUAUUUCGCAAUACUACUAUUGCCAGCCUUAAAACGGAGAACGGAAGUCAAAUUCCUUCAAAAAUUGGACACAGAGCAUAAAAGGAUUCAUGACUUAAAUGAAACAGAGCAUGAAAGACUUCAUGAGUUAAAAUUUGAAAAAGAUCAUAAAAAGCUUCAUACAUAUAUAGAUGGUAGAUUAACAUCAGAAUAUGAAAUUGAAACAAGCUAUAAAGAACGUAAAAUUAUAUUAUGGUAUGUUCCACCUAGAUAUGUUAAUAAUACACCAAAUUUACAACCUUUAAAGGCGUGUCCUGAAAGAAAUUGUUUUACGACAACAAAUAUAAAGUAUAUGAAAGAUGCUGCAGCUGUUCUUUUCAAUGUCCAGAUUAUGUCAAUACCCCAACCGCCGACAAGACCAAAUCCAAACCAAACAUGGAUACUUCAUGAUACGGAACCGUUAGACGAUUUUUAUACUCCCUGGAUUAGGAACAAUGUCUUUAGGAAACCGCAAUGGCGUCAUUUAUUUAACUGGACAAUGCUUUAUAGAGAUGAUUCAGAUAUUUCAGCAGCUUAUGGUAUAGUGAGAGAGAAAACACCCACCGAGUUGUAUAAUAGGGACUUAGAUUCGCUUGUUAAAAAUAAAACUAAGAAUAUCGCUUGGAUGGUCAGCAUGUGUCAAAAUAGCGGUAAACGAAUGGAAUAUGUAAAACUUCUACAAAAGUACAUCGCAGUGGAUAUUUACGGUGAGUGUGGCAAGAAGUGGCCCAGAAGUAAAGAUACAGAAUUUAUGCAAAUGAUAAAUAGAACCUAUAAAUUUUAUCUAGCUUUUGAAAGUGCGUUUUGUGAGGAUUAUAUAACUGAAAAAUUCUAUAAAAACUAUAACAGUGAUUACAUUUUAGUGGCUCGUGGUGGGGGAAAUUAUACUAAAUAUAUUCCUGCUGGAACAUUUAUAGACACCAGAGAUUUUAAAACUACGAAGGAUUUAGCUGAUCAUCUACACUAUUUCAGUACAAAUGACGAGGCUUACAUGAAAAUAUUAAGAAAAAAAGAUUUGUAUAUAAGUAUAUAUGAACGUUUGGACACAGUUGUAAAUAACAACAUCUUUUUUAUCCAUUAUCAAUACGAGACACCAGCCUUAUGUGAAAUAUGCUACAGAAUCAAUAAUUUACAAAUAUAUUCGAAAACAAUAGCUAGGGUUGAUGAAUGGUUUGACAAAAAGUUGUGCUAUCCCCCGAAAGACCUGAAAUGAGUCAUAUUUAUAAAAGUCUAUGGCAGUUUGUGCAAAGUUUCAUUCCUAAAAAUAUUUUGAGGGUGGGAUAGCGUUAUUGCCCAUGUGCGUUCUUGUAGACACAACCCAACUGGUAAAUUAUCCCAUCUUUUGCUUCAAGUGCACUGUCUGUGUCUGUAUAUUUUACAUAAAAUAUGUCUUAACAUUUUCCACCUGAAAUAUGUGUAUAUAGAAGAAAAAAAUGUCCGUUUGUUACUUCCUUUCCUUGUUUGCAAUAAG
Messenger RNA from Patella vulgata (common limpet), 1712 nucleotides. RefSeq names its product 4-galactosyl-N-acetylglucosaminide 3-alpha-L-fucosyltransferase 9. Bases 66 to 1454 code for a protein of 462 amino acids. NCBI's taxonomy places the organism in Eukaryota, Metazoa, Mollusca, Gastropoda, Patellidae. The transcript is spliced from 2 exons. The record is from RefSeq and is a predicted model, not a curated record. Gene Ontology annotation, molecular function: alpha-(1->3)-fucosyltransferase activity. Gene Ontology annotation, cellular component: membrane.